CUAUCUGGCAGAACAAUACUAUUCCUCAGGUGUGUGUGUGCGUGCGAGUGAGUGAGAGAGAAAAAGUCUCUGGUGCAAGGAAAUUGACAUAGAAGUCUGGAUAAACUACGAUGGGGGAAAGUAAAUGCACACUGGCUGUGUCUUCCCUAACGUUUCAUUAACUGUAAACAUAAAAAUGUUCACCUUCUGGCUAAGGUGGGGAGCAGUGAAUUGCACUUGUGAAAACCUUCCAACAGCCUCCAGAAAGGAGAUACCUGACAGCCAAUGUUCAGUAAAGUCACACACUGUGGCGGGCUGGAAUGUAUUGAUGCGUUCUCACAGUUCCCCCGGGCGCGUCACCUGUUCACUUUAUCUCGACCCCACCCGCAGACCCGAGGCGUGAUGACAAUCGUUGGUUUGGUAAUGCCUUGGUACAGCCUUGAUUGGCUGUACACAGUGUUCUUCGUGGCUGUACUGAACAGGUUCUUCAGUGAGCAGAAUACGGCAAACAUAGUCCUGGUUUCCUUGAUUAAAAUACAAUGAUCUAUAGGACACAUUUCAGAAGAACAAGUGUGUGUUCCAAUUGGAAGUAAUCAUGGAGCCGAAAAAAGAUUGGGGCUCUUUUUUUCAACCCAAACCAGUGGGCAAAAUGAGGAGACGACUACUGGGUAUGCAAUGUCUGUCUCUUCAGGAGACCAGCGCCCCCCUUGACCUCAGCCACAGCGAGAGCGCUCGACUAGCUACUGACGCAUUGUUGAAUGGAGGUCUGGGUGCCUAUAAGGAGGUCCUAGCCAAAGAUGGAGAAGUCGACUUCUUGUCUAGACGGGAGAAAAACUACAUCCUAGGAAAUGUCUCAGACACGGGCAUCUCAAAGGACGGUGAAGAUCAUAGUCAUGGACCGGAGACAGACUCUGACUCGAGCCAGACAUAUUUACCGUCAGCCACAGAAGGGUCCCCACCAGAAUUGGACCAUGGCUGGCCAUCGGAAGACUCGAUUGAUCACCUGCAGGGGAUCCCCGCUGUUGAUGUGCACUUCCAAACCAACGGGUCAAGCAUGAAAGAUAUGUUGCGUCAGUUUAUUAACGAAGCCACCAAGGUUCUAGCCAUAGUCAUGGACACCUUCAGUGACAUAGAGAUUUUCUGUGACAUACUGGAAGCGAUGCGGAAACGCAAUGUUUCCGUCUACCUACUGCUAGACCAUCUGAACCUACCCAUUUUUCUGGAGAUGUGCAACAAUCUACAGAUCAACGCCUCUCAUAUCCCAAAGAUGUCUGUACGUAGUGUCCCGGGGCAGACUUACUGUGCCAAGUCUGGGAAAAAAUUCAAAGGACAGAUUCAAGAAAAGUUCAUCAUUGCUGACUGCACACAGGUGCUUUUUGGAUCAUACAGCUUCACCUGGCUGUCCUGGCGGGUGCACCGAAGUCUGGCCAUGCUCUUUAAGGGCAGUGGGGUCAAGCCGUUCGACUUGGAGUUCCGUCGUCUCUACGCUGCCUCUCUGCCAGUGAAAGAGCUCCCUGCAGCCGAAGUCCUCAACAGCCUCUCUUUGUACAUGGACACCAAGUGUUUAAAUAGCCAGCCAUCCACGAUAAGCUCCUCUGACUCCGCGAGCACAGAACUAGAAGCAGCUGUCCAGGGUACAGCCGUAACCAGGCAAUGCCUCAGCAGUGAAGUCCUAAAAGACCCAAGACUGCCCAGCCCUGAAGGCCAGCCCAUCUUCACUGUAGCACAGUCUAGAUAUCAGACAGUGUUGCCCGCCCCAAGCAAAGCACUGCCCCCAGGGCCUCUGGUUGGACCGGGCCUGAGGCAUAAGUGGGGCCCCAGUCCUGGCCCUGCUACUGUUCUGCCGCCGAGGCUCCAGUGGCUGCUCACUCAGCGCCACUCAUCCUUCCCCAAGGAUCAUGGUGUAUCAGCGCUGCCAUGGCGACCUGCCGUCGUCAACAACAACAACAACAACAAACACAGUCGCCUCUUUCCACAGACAGCAGGCUGGGCUACAACACAAAGAUGACCUGUGCAUGAGGCAAUGACACUUCAUUACGAAAUGUAGUGCUCAAGAUCAUUCUAUACAUUUCGUAUUAUUGUAUUACAAUAUCUUUUCUGCAUUAGUCACUUAGUUAAUGAUGGAUAUGAAUUGUUAUUGCUUAAAUGUAAAAACCGCACAAGACAUUUGGUAGAUUCUUUAUUACAGAACGUGAAAAAAUUAAAAUUUACAAUAAUUUAUGAUAUGGCUGAAAACAUUUUUUUUUAAAAAUACAAU
This is a messenger RNA of Alosa sapidissima (American shad), 2236 nucleotides long. RefSeq names its product protein FAM83A (gene sack1a). The record is from RefSeq and is a predicted model, not a curated record. The transcript has 4 exons. Gene Ontology annotation, biological process: epidermal growth factor receptor signaling pathway. The coding region runs from base 575 to 1987 and encodes 470 amino acids. NCBI's taxonomy places the organism in Eukaryota, Metazoa, Chordata, Actinopteri, Clupeiformes, Clupeidae.